Messenger RNA from Neurospora tetraspora, 318 nucleotides. RefSeq lists its product as uncharacterized. The record is from RefSeq and is a predicted model, not a curated record. The coding region runs from base 1 to 318 and encodes 105 amino acids. The transcript has a single exon. Lineage: Eukaryota; Fungi; Ascomycota; Sordariomycetes; Sordariales; Sordariaceae.
AUGGACGACACCUGCAACUCACAGCAGCUGGUAGAUAAGGACCACGGUGUGCAUAUGAGGUUCAAAGAUUACGACAAAGACCAAAAAUUGUCGAGCUUCACAACAACUGCCUAUCAGAACGGGUACCGCAUAUCGCAUAAGAAGAUUUUGGUGUCGACGCCAUUGCCAACAGACAUCUAUCUAAUUCUGCCUGCUCGUGGAUUAUUCUUAAUCCUUGAAACUGCAUUGACGUAUGGAUUAUACGCUUACGAGGAUAGAGAAACUAUCCAUCAGCAAAUGGGGCGGCUCGGUGCCUUAUGGGGGUUUAUGUUCGCAUGA